Closterium sp. Naga37s-1 is the source of this 1089-nucleotide messenger RNA. The record is from the annotation of a GenBank genome assembly. NCBI's taxonomy places the organism in Eukaryota, Viridiplantae, Streptophyta, Zygnematophyceae, Desmidiales, Closteriaceae.
AUGAGCGGCGAUGUCAGCAGCGGUAUUCCCUGGGACGGCGUGCUCGCCUGCGCCAGCGGCCUCGCCUUUCAUUGGCUUAGCUCGCGCAGCGGAAAGGAAGCCACGUCACUCAAGGCAGUCCCAAGGGUGCCCAGGCUGAGAGAGCUCGGAAGAAUGCUGCAAGGCACCAAGGGGUAUUCCCCUCUGAUCGUGGCAGUCACAGGCAAAGUGGGCAGCGACCAGCCAAUCACGUGCGAGAACAGCAGCCUACGUGGCGUCAUCGUGGAGCAGACUGCGGAGCAGUUCUUUCUGAAGCACAACGAUGCAGGCGCGUGGGUGCAGGACUCGGCGUUCCUCAUCCGAAAUUUGAAGUCUGUGCCGUGGUAUAUUGACGAUGGCACGGGCCGAGCCAACGUGGUGGGGGCACGUUCGGCAGCAGGCUUGGAGCUGACGGUUGGCACGGAGGUGUUUGAUGACAGUGGCAAGUCGGUUGUGCGCAGCACUGUGGACUAUCUGCAGGGCAUCAAGGUGCUGGGAGUGAAGCGAGUGGAGAAGGUGCUUCCAGUGGGCACCAGCCUCACAGUCGUGGGUGAGGCUGUGAGGGACGAUCGGGGAAGCAUCACGCUGCAGCGGCCGCACCAGGGCGGCCCAUUCUUCGUCUCGCCGCGCUCCCUCGACGCCCUUAUAGCCUCUCUCGGCACGUUCUCCCAGUGGUGCCGGUGGCUGUCGUAUGGGUGCACGGCCGUGGGUGCGGUGCUGAUAGUGGGGCGCAUCGUGGGGGGCGUGAUGGAGAGGAGGAGACGGGCCGCCAUCAGGAGAAGAGUAUUAGAGGCGGAAGCAGCAGCAUCAGCAGCAAGGGACCAGAACAACUCUUCAGCCUCACAAAACGAUCCUGCCACGUCAGAUGCAGACAAGGAAGCAGCUGACGGGGACUUGCCAGCUCAGCUGCCCGACACCUGUGUGAUCUGCCUGGAGCAGAAAUACAACUCUGUCUUCGUCCCGUACGUCAUUCAGUGCCCGUUUCUACGUGCGGCCACAUGUGCUGCUGUGUGCACUGUGCCGCUCAGCUCACUCUGUGCCCUCUCUGCCGCCGCCGAAUCGACCAAUUAG